AUGUUGUGGUUGUAUGGAUUGGGCUGGACUACUGUGACUUCUUUUUGCUUCCAAAAUCAUUGCCUGAAACUUUUUUUUUUUCUCCCCCUGCUAGGCUGGCAUGCUUCAGUGAAAAGUGGGAGUCUGUCUUAUGUUCUACCAUGCAAUCGUCUGCCUGUGCAGUUGAUGAGUCAAGUGAGGGUUUAUACGUCCAAUGGGCAGAAAAAAGGUCUUGGAUCAGAAGAUGCAAGCAGAUCAACCCCUGAAGAAACCCUGCAUAAAGUUGGAACAGGUCAAGAUACAAGCAGUGCAGGUCAAAAGCAAUCUUUCCUUAAAGAGCCAAUCCAAGUAAAAGUGAAAGCAGUCCUUAAAAAAAGAGAGUAUGGACCAAAAUACACACAGAAUAACUUCAUCACUGGAGUCAGAGCAAUAAAUGAGUUUUGUCUUAAAUCCAGUGAUUUAGACCAGCUAAGGAAAAUUAAACGCCGAAGCCCCCAUGAUGACACUGAGACUUUCACCGUGUACCUGAGAUCGGAUGUAGAGGCAAAGUCUCUUGAAGUUUGGGGUAGUCCAGAGGCUCUUGCUCGAGAAAGAAAACGACGUAAAGAGGCAGAGAUCAAGUACAGAGAAAAUCUAUUUAGAAACCAAAGGCUGUUGAGGGAAUACAAGGAGUUCUUUGGAAAUACUAAGCCACGCUCCAGUGCAGCAGCUAUGUUUUUCAAGGGACCAGGGAAGGUGGUAAUGGUAGCUAUUUGCAUAAAUGGGUUGAAUUUUUUCUUUAAGCUACUUGCUUGGGUUUACACGGGUUCUGCAAGUAUGUUUUCUGAAGCCAUACAUUCGUUAGCAGACACAUGCAACCAGGCAUUGCUAGCCUUGGGCAUCAGUCAGUCUGCAAGGACGCCUGACCCUAGUCAUCCGUAUGGUUUCACAAACAUGCGCUAUAUUGCCUCCCUGAUUAGUGGGGUGGGCAUUUUCAUGAUGGGUGCAGGACUUUCUUGGUAUCAUGGGAUCAUAGGUUUACUCCACCCUCAUCCUAUAGAAUCUCUUCUCUGGGCAUACUGCAUUUUAGCAGGGUCAUUGGUGUCUGAAGGAGCUACCCUUCUUGUUGCUAUAAAUGAAAUUCGCAGGAGUGCUCGAGCCAAGGGUCUGUCAUUUUAUCAAUAUGUGGUGCAGAGUCGCGACCCUAGUACAAAUGUGGUGUUACUAGAGGAUGCUGCAGCAGUCCUGAGUGUGGCCGUAGCUGCUACCUGUAUGGGUCUGACUUCUUUAACAGGAAACCCUUACUACGACAGUGUGGGAUCUCUCGGUGUUGGAACUUUGCUAGGAACUGUGUCAGCAUUUCUAAUCUACACUAACACUGAAGCCCUGCUGGGACGAUCCAUUCAGCCAGAACAACUGCAGCGCCUCACCGAGCUACUGGAAAGUGAUCCUGUGGUAAGAGCAAUUCAUGAUGUUAAAGCCACAGACAUGGGAAUGAGCAAAGUGAGAUUCAAGGCAGAAGUAGACUUUGAUGGACGGGUUGUUACUCGUUCUUACCUGGAAAAACAAGACAUUGAACAGCUGCUACAA
Eurypyga helias (sunbittern) is the source of this 1548-nucleotide messenger RNA. RefSeq names its product solute carrier family 30 (zinc transporter), member 9 (gene SLC30A9). Gene Ontology annotation, molecular function: monoatomic cation transmembrane transporter activity. Lineage: Eukaryota; Metazoa; Chordata; Aves; Eurypygiformes; Eurypygidae. The record is from RefSeq and is a predicted model, not a curated record. Gene Ontology annotation, cellular component: nucleus; membrane. Gene Ontology annotation, biological process: zinc ion transport; positive regulation of transcription by RNA polymerase II; transmembrane transport.